UGAAUUUAAAACCAGUUUGUUCAUUCCAGCGAGAGAACUCCAACUGAAAACCUCAAAAAAAACUUACUCAGCUGAAAAUCUUAAAACUCAAACUUAUCCAACUGAAAACUUCUGAUUCAAGACAUGGAUGUAAAUAAGAUUAUAAGCAACAUUCUGGAUGGGGACUUUAAAGAUGUCGAACGAUUUAUCAAAGAAAAUCCUGAAACUGUCAACCAAAUAAACUCACACAGUAAAACUUUCUUAAUGGCAGCUUGUGAACAGGGCAGCACAAGUCUAAUAGCCUUCUUGAUAGAAUCUGGAGCCAAUAUGGACAUGAGUGACAAGGAAGGUCUGACAGCAUUACAUUAUGCUGUGAUUAGAUAUAAAAUUGAUGCAGUGGCCUCCUUAGUUUCCAGGGGAGCAAAUGUUAAUAAGCAGGACUCAGACGGCGACACACCUCUACAUCUGGCUGUGAGGAACAACUAUGAAGAUGUAGUCAAAGUCCUGUUAAGUAGCAAAGGAAAUAACACUUUACAGGUCACUCAGCGAAAUAAUAAAGGUUGGACACCUCUGCAUCGUGCCUCGUAUAAUGGACACACAGACACAGCUAAACUUCUCCUACAACAAAAUGGCACUGAUGUGAGGGUGGUAAACAAAUAUGGUUGUACACCUCUCCAUCUUGCCUCGUAUAAUGGACACACAGACACAGCUAAACUUCUCCUACAACAAAAUGGCACUGAUGUGAGGGUGGUGACCAACGCUGGUUGGACACCUCUACAUCAUGCCUCAUAUAAUGGACACACAGACACAGCUAAACUUCUCCUACAACAAAAUGGCACUGAUGUGAGGGUGGUGACCAACGAUGGUCGGACACCUCUCCAUCUUGCCUCUAAUCAAGGACACACAGACACAGCUAAACUUCUCCUACAACAAGAUGGCACUGAUGUGAGGGUGGUGGACAACGCUGGUCGGACACCUCUACAUCUUGCCUCAUAUAAUGGACACACAGACACAGCUAAACUUCUCCUACAACAAAAUGGCACUGAUGUGAGGGUGGUGACCAAAGCUGGUUGGACACCUCUACAUCUUGCCUCUAAUCAAGGACACACAGACACAGCUAAACUUCUCCUACAACAAAAUGGCACUGAUGUGAGGGUGGUGACCAAAUAUGGUUGGACACCUCUCCAUCUUGCCUCGUAUUAUGGACACACAGACACAGCUAAACUCCUCCUACAACAAGAUGGCAUCGAUGCCAAUAAAGUGGACAAAGCUGGUGACACUCCUCUCCAUCUGGCAGUUCGAAAGCAACAAUAUGGUGUGGUAUCGUGA
Molecule: messenger RNA, 1308 nt
Organism: Octopus sinensis (East Asian common octopus)
Lineage: Eukaryota; Metazoa; Mollusca; Cephalopoda; Octopoda; Octopodidae
Product: receptor-interacting serine/threonine-protein kinase 4-like
Exons: 6
Coding region: 124-1308 (394 amino acids)
Molecular function (GO): protein binding
Source: RefSeq, a predicted model, not a curated record